AUGCCUGCGCCUUCCGAGCAGUUGGUAGUUCCGGCACCCAAGGAUCAACCACACCAAAUGAAAAAGAUUUACUCCGAUUGUCGCCAUCGGAUUAAUGACCGGGAAGCCAAAAGACAGAGAUCUCUGAUCAGGAUCAAUGCUCACCUAAGGGACUCGCGGAUGAGGGUUCUGGGGAACAAAUCAUCCAUUCGGAAACUUCGGGGCUUAGAAUCUAUCGCUGAAUCAGACUAUGAGUAUGUCCUUUCCAAAACCAAAGAAUCUACCUACCGUUCGGCAACGCCCACGAGGUACUCGGAGGCCAGAUCGAAAGUCCAGAAGAUGGGAAACGAUCGAGUUCGCUCUCAAGAACCGUAA
Prunus armeniaca (apricot) is the source of this 354-nucleotide messenger RNA. NCBI's taxonomy places the organism in Eukaryota, Viridiplantae, Streptophyta, Magnoliopsida, Rosales, Rosaceae. The record is from the annotation of a GenBank genome assembly.